Messenger RNA from Dendroctonus ponderosae (mountain pine beetle), 4181 nucleotides. It is a transcript of the gene rk, whose product is annotated as leucine-rich repeat-containing G-protein coupled receptor 5A. Gene Ontology annotation, molecular function: protein binding; protein-hormone receptor activity; G protein-coupled receptor activity. Lineage: Eukaryota; Metazoa; Arthropoda; Insecta; Coleoptera; Curculionidae. The record is from RefSeq and is a predicted model, not a curated record. Gene Ontology annotation, biological process: G protein-coupled receptor signaling pathway. Gene Ontology annotation, cellular component: membrane.
UCGCACCUCAACCUCUAAAGACGCGCGUCGUGGCGCGUCGCUCGUUGCCGAAGAAUUGCUUCGCGAUCGAGUGUCCGUCGACGUCGUUUUCCCACAAUUAUGCGACGCUCGUCGUCGCUUUCAACAUGCCUUUCGCGAAAAUUUUGCAUACUUUUGGAUAUUUCAUGUGAUACCGGCAAAAUGCGUGCCGCAACUGGCCGAAAGAAAUGGACUUGACAAGUAACAACAUAACGAGUUUGAACGAGACAUCUCUAUGGCACUUUCCGAACCUCGAAGAAAUGAUCUUAUCAGACAACAAGUUGGACAGUAUUCAUUCCAAUUCCUUUGCCAAAAAUACUCAACUGAAAAGACUGAUUCUACAAAACUGUGGUUUAAAACAUAUUCCAUCCGAAGCGUUCAGGGCCUUGAUCAAGCUGCAAACACUACAAAUUGGUUACAACGCCUUUGGACACUUGGAGGCCGAUGCGUUCGAGUCGCUCCCGAAUCUGCGCAGUUUGCGCAUCGACGGCAACGAUUUGCGCAGAAUACCCGCGCAAUCUUUAGCUGCGCUAACACGUUUAGAAGUUUUGAAUUUGGGAAACAACCAGCUUUCGACCAUAAGUGACGGCUCAUUUCCCGUAAUGAACAGCCUGCUCAUAUUAUUGCUUAAGCGGAAUCAAAUCAUGUCGAUUGACGAGCUGGCGUUUUCGAAUAUCAGUUCCCUAAGAAUACUCGAGCUGGAUGACAACUAUCUGACUCAAAUUCCGCUGGCGAUUACCAAACUUCCGGACCUGCAAGAGUUGUCAAUAUCAGGCAACAGGAUUAAAUACAUUGCAGGUGGACUUUUGCAGCAAACUCCAGCGUUAGCCCUGUUGGAGUUGAAGGGAAAUCCACUUGUGGCCGUCGAUUUGCAUGCUUUUUCCCAUUUGCCCAGACUACGAAAGCUGAUUCUCUCCGACGCCAAAGAGCUGUCAACGUUUCCCCAUUUGAAUGGAACCAGCGCUUUGGAGGUGCUCAGGCUGGAUAGGGCGGGUUUGAACCAUGUGCCCGCCUCUUUGUGCACUUUCUGCCCCAAACUGAAGAGCUUGGACAUUAAGUCCAAUAAGCUGGAAGUGGUUCCGCAACUAAACAACUGUCGGGAAAUCAGAGUAUUAGAUUUAGCAAGUAAUUUAAUUAGGUCUAUUGAAGCCAAGCCGUUUCGCGGGAUGUACCAAAUGCACGAUUUGCUCCUGGCAAACAAUAAAAUCCAGUACAUUCCUUACGACGCCUUUUACAACUUGUCACGUCUUCAAGUCUUGGAUAUGGAAAAUAACCACAUCUCCUUCAUCCAUCCCGAUGCCUUUCUGCCCAUUUCGAAAAUCGAGGAUUUGAACUUGGGUAACAACGUCUUCCCACAUUUGCCCUCGGCGGGGCUCGAGAAGCUGCUCCAUUUGAAGACGUUCAACAACCCGAAUUUGCGCGAGUUUCCACCGCCGGAAGAUUUCCCCAGAAUACAAACUCUCAUACUGUCGUACGCCUACCAUUGUUGCGCCUUCCUGCCGUUGAGUCCAUCAAGUCCACCGCCCAUAGCCAAAGACAUCAUCGUGUUUCCCGACAUCGAUGACAUCGACCUGAAUAUCUGGAACAGUUCAGUCGAUAUCUGGCCAUCACAGCAAAAUCUGAGCAAAAGCUUCGGAAGCAAAUUCGAAGCGAUAUGGGAGAACAUCAGGUCCGAUUUCACCUAUCCCGGAAACUUUCCAUCAUACAUGGAGGAGUACAUAUCGGAAGAAGAUAUUCCUGUGCGCUUUCCUGGCGACAGUUUAACAAGCGUUCCUGGCCGUCGUGGAUGCCUCCACUCUAGGGGAAUUCCGCAUGUACGCCAUUCCUUGGCAAAUGUCUCCUGGAUGCCAAUUGGCCGGAUUUCUCGGCGUCCUCAGCUCCGAGCUGUCCGUCUAUACGUUGGCCGUGAUUACGUUGGAACGGAAUUACGCCAUCACUCAUGCAAUGCACCUCAAUAAGCGUUUAUCUUUGCGGCACGCCGGCUACAUCAUGGUAUGCGGCUGGAGUUUCGCCAUUAUAAUGGCGAUCCUUCCCCUGUUCAGCGUGUCGGAUUAUCGCAAGUUCGCCGUGUGCCUGCCCUUCGAGAUAAAAGACGUAAUCAGCCUCACCUACGUGGUCUUUCUCAUGCUUAUUAACGGCGUCGCCUUCUUAAUCCUGAUGGGCUGCUACCUGAAAAUGUACUGCGCCAUCCGCGGCUCCCAAGCCUGGAACUCCAACGAUUCGCGCAUCGCCAAGCGAAUGGCUCUCUUGGUCUUUACCGACUUUCUCUGCUGGUCGCCGAUCGCCUUUUUUUCGCUCACCGCCUCCUUCGGCCUGCAGCUGAUCAGUCUGGAGCAGGCCAAGGUGUUCACGGUGUUCGUUCUGCCGUUGAAUUCCUGCUGCAACCCGUUUUUGUACGCGAUCCUGACGAAGCAGUUCAAGAAGGACUGCGUCAUGAUAUGCAAAGCCAUUGAGGAGAGCCGAGUGACCAGAGGCAUCGGCCGCUGUCGGCACAGCUCCAACUUCAGCAACCGGCAGACUCCCGCCAACACAAACAGCUUGGCCGAUAGAUCAUCAAGAGAAAACCAAAACCACCAACCGCCGCCUCAAUGCACCUGCAAUACGAAACUUCUUGGCGAAAAGAAACAGCCGAAACCGGCGCCCCGCCUGGAAAGACAGCCGAGCACUAAAGAUUGGCUUCUGGGCAAAGCGCGCUGGUUGCUGUGCGUAAGAAGACCCACGCGACAUCGGCGCCCUCCCAGCAACACGUACACGUACCAAAUUGCGGAAAUUCAGCAGAAGCAACACAAAAGGGCGUCGUCGAUGUCUUCUAGUGAGAAUUUCAGCUCGUCCAGAUCGGACUCAUGGAGGAACAAUGCGCACAACUGCGGCAUCCCAUUGCGCAUGUUAGACCCGAAGCGGAGAGCGUCUUCAUGGGUGGUGACUCGAAAGACGUCGCAGGACUCGAAUUUGUCCAGUUCGAGGAACGAUUCGUCAGGCUCGGCCACUACGGCCAGCACCAGCACGUGGCGCAUGUCCCGAUCGAGUGGGUCCAGUGAACCGUCGAGGAUCAUCCGAGUGAAGCCGAGACUGACCAGGCAGUACGCUUUUCAUGACGAACUCGACCCACCUGGCUCACCAGGAAGACUAACAGUGCGAUUUCUGACCACUAUUCCUUCAGCUGCUGAGACCAGCAUGCUAGAGGAAGAAGCCCAGUCCAGUGCAGCAGUGAGUCCUGCCAAAGAGUCGAACGUGCCGGAGCCAUUCUAUGCCAUCCUGCAUAGUCCCAUAUCUCCCGUCACGCCCGUGAGACGACAAUCGAUUGUCACGCUCCAUCCGGCCUCGGAAGUGUUAAACAACAAUAACGACGAGGUGCUGCUGGAAAAACCCAGCAGGAAAACGGGCACUAACAUUAACAUCACAAACAAUGUCCUUGUCGAUGAGGCCGAUACAGGGAUUUGUAUGAAGAAUUUAACGAAAAUAGAUUUAAGUGUUACUUGUAAUGGUAGUCAUAAUGAGGCCAGUGUUGCAAGGCCGAGCAGCACUAGCACUAGUGUGAGCAUAAAAGAUGUUAGUUUAACGAACAACGGCAAUUCUAGUCAUUCGGGUGGGCAGGCCCCUCCCGAGGCUGGUUCCUCCAGCUGACAGUAGGUAAUCCUAGAGUAUUUAAUGUAAGAGUGCGGUGCUAAAAGACAAUUUUCUCAUCCCUAUUCCGUCAGUUAAAACAAUUGUUAAUAGUAGGUGUAAUUAUAAAUUAUACAUAUACUGAGGGUUCAUGCAUUCCCAUCUUCAAUCGGUCUUUCACUCCCACUCCCUGGGUGCAUAUUGUCUGAUCCGUCCAGCCCAUUGAUAAAUUGAAAAGGAGUGUAGGGGUUUUCCCCGAGAUCUCAUAAUUUGCCUGAAAACUAUCUGCAUAAGAACAAUAUUCCAUAGCUAAAACUCGAUGAUGGUGGGAAGCUGAACACUUGUAUAAAACUGUAUAUAAACGGCCAUACCUAACAGUAAAGGAUUUAUAGGUGUAUAAUAAUAGAAAGCUGCCCUCAUGAAAAAGUGCCAUACUGAGUUUUAGACAAACGAUUACCGUGAAAGCAUAGCAUAAAAUUGUUGAGAAAUUUGGAGUCAUUAUGUACAGGGUGUCGAAUUUUAUAGCCUUAGCCAGAUUUUCAAAUAAAUAUUUACAUGUU